AUGUUUGGAAUCUUAGCAAGUACUGUAUCUCUUCCAGUCAUAAAAGGUAUUGAAUUCCGUGUUUUAGAAUACGAUCCACCUAAAAAGAAUAAGUCAAACAGAAAAAGUGCAGGUGGGAACAGUCCGCGAAAAUCCACUGGUAGACGGUCCAACAAUCAGUUAGACUUAAGCAACAACAGGGAUGAACUUUUACAGCACAUUGAUGAAUUGGACGAUGCAGCCAUUGAAUCACUUGGUCGAGACUAUUAUCUUUUUAUAAUUAGACAAUUAGAAACACAAGUAACUGCAUAUGAAAAUUAUAUCAGUGAGUUGUACACACAAAAUGAAGAAAUAAUGGCAAAGCUACAGUUAACUGAUGCAGAAUGUCGUGAUAAUUUUAAGACACUCAAUAAAGUAUUUCAACAAAGAAUCAAUGAAGCAGCUGAUUUAAUUGAGCGCAUACAAGGUGUAAAAUGUGUCUUUAGAAAAAAUGUUGAAAAAUGGAAGUCUAGAGAAAAUGAAUUACAACUUUUAAAACAGUGCACUGAAGAAAGAAUGACUGCAGAAAAUAUAGCAUUAGCCAGUGAAUUAACAUCACUUGAAGAAUUUCGAGCUAAUCGUGAAGCACUCUGGGCAUACUAUCACAGUUUAGAAUCUACUCUAGAAGAAUUAAGAAAUGAUCAUAAGAUGGCUAUGGAAAAUCUGCUAGAAAGAGAUAUGGCAUACAGAGGACGGUUAAAAAAGGUUACAAAAUUAAAAAUUAACGAAGUUGCAUCUGAAUUUCGUUCUGUUUCAUUUCAACGUACUGAACCAACUGUGAAGCGAAUGCUUGCAGAAAAUGUUUCUAUUGAAGGUCAGUUAGUGAAACUUUCUGUCGCCAUAGCUGAAAUGAGUAAAGAAAAUGUCAGUCUGCUCACAGAGUUUCACAACCUAGUUGAAGAACAGUCAAAUUUAGAGAAAGAACAAAUUCUACUAGGCACUCGUAAUUCUGCUAUAACAAAGAUAUCUCAUUUACUUUCAAUUCAUCAUGAAAAGCUUAAUCAAAUGACAAAGGAGGCUAAUGAAAAGAAGGAAAUCUAUUCUAGUUUAAACAGUAAAUGUAAUUAUUUAGAACAAGAGAAACAAUCUCUGGUUGUGAAAGUUGAGGGGAAUCUAAUGAAUGAUUUGGACGAUAUCGAUAAGAUUGCAAAGGAUUGUACUGAUUCAAUUCAUCACUUAACCAACUGUAUCGGCUACUCAGCCAAUUGUAUCCUAAGAAUUCUGUCUACUGAUUCCAAACAGUAUUUGAACGAAAGCUGUAAAACUGGUGAAGAAGCCUAUGCUGAUGAUGUAAACAUUGAAGAAACAAAACAGGUUUUAUCCAACUUGUACAAUACAUUAAAUUCAGCUAAUUGUACAAUGAAUCAGUUCGACACUACUCAUCUUGAUCAAGCUGAGAGUGAAGAGCAAAAGAAUAAUUUGAAUAAUGAGCAGAAUGAUUUAGCAAAUUGGGAUAAUUUAUCAGAGAUCAGUGAACCCAACUAUGGGGUUGAUAUUGAUGAAACAAUUCUGAUAUCAGAGCCUGAAGAUGAUGAUAUGAAAUCGACUGAUGAUCAGUCUACUGGUAUUUCACAAAGCAAAUUAGAAAGUCGAAAACUCGUUGACGGGAAUAAUUUAGACGAUAUGGAAAGACUGGAUAAAAUAUGGUCUCUAAUCAACACUUCAUAUUUGCAACCAUAUAAUCCACGUUCAAAUGAAUGGAGAGAAAUUUUAAAUGUUUUAGCAAAGAAUCAAGUAAAUUGGAGCAAAAGCUUGCGCAGUCGAUCAGCGACAUUAUCCGGGGGUUAUUUAAAGCCGGGAGAUCUGAAGUUUAUUCCUCCACCCUCUGCAAAGAUUCUGACAAAGAAGGAAUAUAUGAAUUUAUUAAGAAGAAGGUUUGGUAAAAGUGGGACACGAAGUUGUAAACUGACCGACUGUGAAUCAAAUGAUAUACAUGAAAGGUACAGGGAUUUUAUAUAA
This is a messenger RNA of Heterobilharzia americana, 1977 nucleotides long. The record is from the annotation of a GenBank genome assembly. Lineage: Eukaryota; Metazoa; Platyhelminthes; Trematoda; Strigeidida; Schistosomatidae.